Messenger RNA from Salvelinus fontinalis (brook trout), 6061 nucleotides. It is a transcript of the gene gabra1, whose product is annotated as gamma-aminobutyric acid type A receptor subunit alpha1. The coding region runs from base 739 to 2130 and encodes 463 amino acids. The record is from RefSeq and is a predicted model, not a curated record. Gene Ontology annotation, biological process: synaptic transmission, GABAergic; nervous system process; regulation of postsynaptic membrane potential. The transcript has 10 exons. Gene Ontology annotation, molecular function: inhibitory extracellular ligand-gated monoatomic ion channel activity; benzodiazepine receptor activity; transmitter-gated monoatomic ion channel activity involved in regulation of postsynaptic membrane potential. Lineage: Eukaryota; Metazoa; Chordata; Actinopteri; Salmoniformes; Salmonidae. Gene Ontology annotation, cellular component: dendrite membrane; GABA-A receptor complex; neuron projection.
GGAAGAAUGUCUUCGUGUGAAUGAAUGUGUUAUUUUUAUUUGCAUUGUUUCUUCAUUGAUAUGAGAUAAUAAUUUAAUAAUCGAUUGGGGGUCUUCGUUUUGGUCAGAGCGAAAUCUCGUGUUAGUUGAUAUAACCAAUUCUAUAAAUGUGAAACGCCGUUUUUAUCGGAAAACAUCAAACAUCAAUCAGGAAGAAAAAGGGAGCGGGGGGCAAGGGAGCUGGUUGAAAAUGUAAGAGGAUUUGAUUUUGCAGCCACUGAAAAAAAGAUUAAGUCUACAGCAGUGGAAGUUACAUUGUGCUGAAUAUAAACAAUGGGCGGAUUGGUCUUUAGAUGAGACAUUGGUACCACCUUCCAUUCUAAAAUAAAAUCGCCCUGGCUUGAAGUCACAGCCUAUUUCACAUCCGGUUUACACAGUGAUAUGUUACCAUUAUCCUGGUAAAGUAAAGCUUUAUUUGGCUGCAGUCUCCGUAUUUAGAGUAGAUUUUGUAGUUAGAUUGUCAAUUUGUUGGGGACUGAGAAGAGUUUCACUCCCCACACCAUUGAACAGUGCGCGAGACCUGCGCAUACUCAGCAUCGUCAGCUGCCGCUUCUCGAGACUCAAGCUACAUUUCGUCAGAUCUGAGAUCUGGGAGGAUUGUUCUCAUCGAAUCCGUGUAGAAAAGAUAUCCAUAAAAGUUUGAAAAUACGACAGCCUCGAACAUCUCUGGAAUAUCGCUUGACAAACCACUCUCCAACCAUGGGUGGACGGACAGGAACGGCCAUACUGCUAUGUGUGUGGGCCUGUUUGCUGGUGGCCAACGUGCUUUGUGGGAAAAGCUCUGGACAGAAUGGCCAGACGGACGAGCAGAAAGACAACACGACAGUGUUCACCCGGAUCCUAGACAGUCUUCUAGAUGGCUACGACAAUCGUCUCAGACCAGGGUUGGGAGAGCGUGUAACUGAAGUCAAGACUGACAUUUUCGUGACGAGUAUUGGGCCCGUCUCGGACCAUGACAUGGAAUACACCAUUGAUGUGUUCUUCCGUCAAAGCUGGAAGGACGAGCGGCUAAAAUUUAAAGGGCCAAUGGCGGUUCUCCGUUUGAACAACCUGAUGGCCAGUAAGAUCUGGACCCCUGACACAUUCUUUCACAAUGGCAAGAAGUCUGUGGCCCACAACAUGACUAUGCCCAACAAACUCCUACGAAUCACAGAGGAGGGAACUCUGCUCUAUACUAUGAGACUGACCGUAAGGGCAGAGUGUCCCAUGCACCUGGAGGACUUCCCCAUGGAUGCCCAUGCUUGCCCACUGAAGUUCGGCAGCUAUGCUUACACCAGGGCUGAGGUUGUGUACGUGUGGACGAGAGGGGCAGCCCAGUCUGUUGUGGUGGCUGAAGAUGGCUCUCGGCUCAACCAGUAUGAUCUGAUGGGGCAAAGUGUGGACUCUGGGGUUGUCCAGUCCAGCACAGGAGAGUAUGUUGUCAUGACGACACACUUCCACCUGAAGAGGAAGAUUGGUUAUUUUGUCAUCCAGACGUACCUGCCCUGCAUCAUGACGGUGAUCCUGUCCCAGGUGUCCUUCUGGCUCAACAGAGAGUCCGUCCCAGCCAGGACUGUGUUCGGAGUGACGACUGUGCUGACCAUGACCACCCUCAGUAUCAGUGCUAGGAACUCUCUCCCCAAGGUGGCCUAUGCCACAGCCAUGGACUGGUUCAUUGCAGUCUGCUAUGCCUUUGUCUUCUCUGCCCUCAUUGAGUUUGCUACAGUCAACUACUUCACAAAGAGGGGCUACGCCUGGGAUGGAAAAAGUGUGGUGCCAGAGAAGCAAAAGAAGAAGAAGGAGUCCCUCCUGAAGAAGAACAACACCACCGCCUACACCGCCGCCACCGCUACAGCCUUCGCACCAAACAUUGCCAGAGAUCCUGGUUUGGCCACCAUUGCCAAAAGCGCUCCCCCUCCCCCCACUGAGCCCAAGGAAGAGCCAAAGCCCAAGCCACCGGAGGCCAAGAAGACCUUCAACAGCGUCAGCAAGAUCGACAGGAUCGCCAGAAUAGCCUUCCCGUUACUCUUUGGAACCUUUAACCUGGUCUACUGGGCAACUUACUUGAAUAAAAAGCCUAAGUUACAGGGUAUGACCCCGGGGUCCCACUAAUCUCAAUCCCCCUUUCUUUUUUCCCCAAAUGUUUAUUUUCUGAAAACAUGGUUUUCAUGCUGGUUGAAUUCCCAGUCGCCACAUUGCUUUAAUGUCAAAUACCUUCCAAGAUUUAAAAAAAAAUUGAAAAUAGUAAAGGUCUUAGGAUCUGAGCAAUGUGGUAACUAUUUCAUGGGAAUUGUUUUUUGGGGGGGAGGGAUUAUGCUACUAAAGAAAAUAUGCUAUAAAUAAUAUAUGAUAUACACAAGAGAAUGCUAUUCUACAAAUGCACAUAGCGCAACAAUUGUUAACGAUCUAUUAUUCGUUUUUGUUUUCUGAUAUAUGUUCAGUUGUUGUUUUGCUUUACAUUUUUAACACUGUAAAAGAAAAUUGUGUUUUUGCAUGGACUGGGCAUUUUUCUUUUCAGAGAUCAAUCAACAUUUAUUUCACCCAUGGACCAGUUUGUUUGAUAUCAGUGACAAAAUGCUACCUUCAAUCUUCAUCAAAUAUUCCUCUCUUCUCUGUAGUUGAUGUUUUGGGGUUUGUUCAUUUCCUUUUGUUGAAAGAAUCAAGAUAGGGGUUCAGCAAUAGCAAUAAAACAUGUCUCAAUGGAAAGAAUGGCGUUCAUUCAUCGAUUUUAGAAGAAGCUAAAUGGUUUUAUUUUUUCUAUGUGCAACAUUAGGAAUAAUAUUAAUUUAGUUGUUUUGUAAAAAUGAUCAUGUGUUAGAGAUGUCAACAUUAUGUUUAAGCUUUUCAAAGAGUAACUAAUGGUAUACAUAUACAACUCCUGGCACACAAAAAAGUUUUUCUUUCUUUAACUGUUUAUGAAACAUUAAAAAUAGUUUGUAUGAAGAGAGUAUUUACUGAUUCACUCCAAAGUGACUGUUUCUUACCAAGUCAGUGUUCCACUGAUCGCUGGUCAACGUUGCCAGUGGUUAUCAAGUUAUUAAGUACUUAUCAAGUAUAAGUUAAUAUAUAUUCAACUAAUUCCAUAGCUGUGUGUAUGUGCGUACUGACACCAACAAUGUGUCAAGGUCUGGGAUAGUAAUGAGUAAGAAUGUAAAAAUGUCGAAAUCUAAAUGUCGGAAUGCAUUUUAUAUUUAGAAUUAAAAAACACUAUUAUUCUUUACUUUGGUUUCUGGUUUCUGUGGCAGAGAUGAGCCCCUAAAGGGACAUUUGUACAGGGCCCAGAGGACUGUCAGCAAGAUUGUUAAGUUUCUAAGAUGUCUGGUAGCAGUGAGCGUUGCACCGGGCGGGCAGUGGCAAACACAUUGAGAGUGAAGAGCAGUGCCACAAAGGAAAGGCUACUCCCAUGAUUGAUGACACUAAGUUUUCCAUCCUGCUCUAUUCCAUGACCCUGUGAUGGCUCCGUAGUUCCCAUCUUCUGUUGCCGAUGUUUUAGACAACACGUAAAACGUAGCUGCUACGCUGCCUUUAGUCUCACAUGCCGUUAGAGAAAUGCUUCUUUUUGGACUGCAUCUGUUGCUGCUUGAUGUUGAUGAGAAAGAAGGCGGAGGCACUCAACUUUAUUGGCUGGUGCUGUGUUCUGCGCAUAGGAAAUGUCUUGUAGUUCUUUGACACUAUUGAAUAUCUAUAUUUUUGUAGCAUGAUGUCAAUCCCUCCUCAGAGAGAACCAACAGAUUCUAAACCAAACGUGAAAACAUGUUUGCUUUCUUUUUAUUUUCUCAUUCCAUCAGACAAUGUUUUCCCAGAUAUGGCAAGUUAAAGUUAAUUGUCCUUCUCAAAUUCUGUUAUUGUAGCAAUAUUGAUUAGCAAGGGCUUUUUGAAAAUCUGAAUUUAAAACAUGCAUUGUCCGGGGUGAUAUCCAUGGUAGCUUUAUGGUGACCUCAGUAGUCAUAGUUCCAUGUGUACUGUUGUUAUCCAAAAUAUCUUUUGAUUAACGAUCACGAGCGAUGGCUUAUAUUUUUUUCUUCUCUGUGGUUUUCAAGCCGUCAGCACCUGACUUGCUUUCAGAAAUCUAUGAUCCAAUUUGAGAGUGAGGGUAUUGCAUAGCAUGGGUUGGGGUGUUUUUACAGUAAAUGGGUUUUAUAGUAAUGGACAUUGUGCAGUGGUGACGACAUCUCUGGACCUUGUAGAAAGACUAGAGUGUAUUGUAUAUCAGUGCACAGGGGUGAAAAGGUCAGUGUUUCCCAGAGGGAGAAGGAGAGAGUCAGUUGCAUUAUGACCAAUAGACAGAAUCCAUUCCUGGAGAUGGAGGGCUUUCAGGAACAGGUUCAUUCUGCCGUGCACAGAGUAGUCUGUUUCAAACUGCGUCAGGAACAGGUUCACUCUGCCGUGCACAGAGUAGUCUGUUUCAAACUGCGUCAGGAACAGGUUCACUCUGCCGUGCACAGAGUAGUCUGUUUCAAACUGCGUCAGGAACAGGUUCACUCUGCCGUGCACAGAGUAGUCUGUUUCAAACUGCGUCAGGAACAGGUUCACUCUGCCGUGCACAGAGUAGUCUGUUUCAAACUGCGUCAGGAACAGGUUCAUUCUGCCGUGCACAGAGUAGUCUGUUUCAAACUGCGUCAGGAACAGGUUCAUUCUGCCGUGCACAGAGUAGUCUGUUUCAAACUGCGUCAGGAACACAAGUUCCGUGUGAAAUGUACAAAUAUAAAUACAUAGAUAACUAAAUUCAAACGUAUUGUAUGGAUGUUUAAUAUCAUGACGAAAACAGUAUAAAUAUAUAUAUAAUAUACAUAAUGCAUAUAUGACUAUUUCAUAAAACAUACUAGCUAAGAUAAUGAUAAAUAUUGUUUGUACCAACCUAUUGUUAUGCAUUUUGCACAUUAGAAGUAUGCUUUACAUGUAUGUAGUCAGCUUUGUGCUAUGCAAGGACAGCUUUGCACCACGUUAAUUCACUUUUUUCUUUGACUGUUGUGUUUCCAAUUAAAAAGGUAUUGUAAAACGCUUAACUCUUUAAUCAACCAUGCAACCUACUUAGCCGUUUAACCAUUUUUUUCUGCUGGGUAAUCACAAAGUUGAUAGUGAUUGUGAAUUACUCUACCAUUAUUUCUUGAUGUACAUGUCUGAAUCUAAUUAUGGUUGAUGGAAAGAUGAUGGCUUUGAAUGUCGAUUGCAUUUUUUUUUGGGGGGGGGGGUAUGGUAAUAAAGUUAAUCAAUUGAAAACCUCAAGCUAAAGUAUAUCAAGUUCACGUAAAUAUUUUUAUUUGAGGAUAAAAUUAAUCAGAUGUGAUAAUAUAAUCUGAGACUGAUGAAUUGCAGACUGGAUAAAUACAUGUUUUUCUUUUCCACAUAGCUAGCACUUUAGUUUUAGAGAUAACUAAAUCCCUGAAGGGUUCCUCUAUCAUUUAGCAAAUGAAAACCUUAGCUACAAUUCAUUUCAUAGUGGAAAGUGGACCCACACCACUUGUUGUUAUUCUGGCAUACUCAUUUAGUAAGGCAUUGGAUUUGCUCCAUAGCACUGGCUGUGGAAUCUGUGGCACAUUUUCAAACAUGAGCUUCCAACCCCUUACCCUUUUACAUUCAUCAGCUGUAACAUGUAAAAGCACCUCAAACCGAUCCCCUAUGUUGAAGACCAAGUGAUCCCCCAUUGAGAAUCCUCCAUCGUUGCUUUUCAAAGUUGGGUCUUUGAUCAAUAUUAGGUGCCUGUGGGAGUUUGUUGUUUUCUUGUGCAUUUAUUUAUCAGGCAUACAAAUGUAAAUAAAUCAGAAAUAAAACCACAUUUUCGAAAGCGCAAAUGUUGCAGAUAUAUAAUGGAUGAGGAUGAAAGGCAUCCACACAUACUGACAUGUAAUAUCUGACAAAUGACACAAGAUGAUGGAGAAAGGGAAGGAUUCUGUUGGAUUGGAUGAAAAGGUGCAUCUUCUGUAAAUGUAUGGUUUUGUUAUAAAAUGACCCUCAGUAGAAUCUGAUUCUCAACAUACGUCUUUAAAUAUACCUGGUCAUGUUGACAUUUUUAUCAAUGUGUAAUAAAUUAUUAAAAUGCCAA